Molecule: messenger RNA, 6050 nt
Organism: Chlamydomonas reinhardtii
Lineage: Eukaryota; Viridiplantae; Chlorophyta; Chlorophyceae; Chlamydomonadales; Chlamydomonadaceae
Exons: 4
Coding region: 236-5593 (1785 amino acids)
Source: RefSeq, a predicted model, not a curated record
CAUAUAGAAGGCGAGCAAAAGCCAUUCCACGAGUUCUGACCGCAAACGCGACAUUACUGUCAUAUUGCUAGCUGACAAAACUGCGAGUCAUGAUGCUUUAAAAGUAACGCCACCAUAUGUUAGAAAACGUUAACCUGCUGACUUGUGCUGUAAACUGAGAGGCCAAAUGCUGCGGGGGUUUCUGGUGACGACCAUGAGGACCACUCGCUGGAAGUGAGCUCUUACCGGAGCAGCUAUGGCAAUACCUCCAAGAGCAUCACGGGGGCCCGCUGGCCAGGCCCUCAUCGCCGCGUUUAUGGAGGAGGAUGAGCCGAUCUAUGAGGAUGAAGGCGAGGAGGGCGAAGAAUACUACACGGCAUUGGUGGGGAUGUCCCCCGACGCGGCGGCAGCAGCAGCGCGCUACCGCUCUUCCGCGCUAUACCACUUGUCGCACCAGCAGCAGGAGGGGGCUGGCGGGAGCGGGGCGCCCGCCCUGGCCACCGGGGUGAAGCCUGGCGGAGCCGGCGGCGGCGCCAGUGGCAGCGGCUCAGCACUGCGGCCCUCCCGGCGCUCCGCCGGCAGGGGCGGCCCCACCGUCCCGCCAAAGCACGGCCGCCCGCGCGCUGUGACCUCGGCGCUCUCCCCCCGCGGCGGCGGGCCCAGCAACCCCGGCCGCCCCGCCACGGCGCCCGCUGUGCCUGCGGGGCCGCCUCCCCCCUCCAUGAUGGUGCCGCCCGCGCUGCCCGCAUCCCGCGGCCUUGGCUCGCCGUCCGGCGCCCACGGCAAUAACCCUGGCGGCACGAACCCCUUCUCCCCGCUCCUGGAGCGGCACCUGGUGUCCCGCCACGCCACCGCCUACAGCGGCACCGUCACCGCCGUACUACACCACGUGGCCAGCCCCGCCGCCACUGGCGUGGCACGUGACACGCAGCGCCGGCCCGGCACCGUGCCGCAUGACGUGUACCGCCACAGCGCCGUGUCGCCGCCGCGGCGGCCGGCGCCGCUGACGGUGCCCGGCGAGGCGUGGGCGGGUGGGGCCGCAGGCUCCCCGGUGAGCCCCAUACUGAUGAUGGGGGCUGGUGGCAUGGGCACGGGAGGUGGUGGCGGCAGCGGCCUGGCAGCGCCCACUGACAGCGGCAACUACUCCAGCUGCGCACCCAGCCCCAGCGGCACGGCCGCAGGCGGCUUCGGCGGCGGAGGUGCGGGGCUGCUGGUGACUGGCUCGGCGGCAGCGGCGGCAGCGACAGAGGCGGCGGCGCGAGCGGGACUGCACACGGCGCCGGCUGCAACAGUGCAGCGCCGGCCGGCGUCAGGGCUGCGCGGCGUGCAGGCGGCGUCGGCGCUGGUCAACAACCGCCCCUCAUCGCCGCCCGGGCCGCCUUCUCCGCUGCUGUACGGCAGCCUCAGUGCAUCGGACCCGCUCUACAGCCCACGCGGCGCUGCUGCGGCCGCCGCCGCGGCGGCGGCGGCGGCGGCGGCGGCUGCGCACGGCGGGGCGGGAGGCAUCGGCGGCACGGGCGUGUCCGGCCACGUGCCGUACCUGGACCGCGCGUACGACAGCCGGGCGCCGCUGGCGUGUGCGCUGGACGCCGUGGCGCGCCGCGCGGAGGCGCACAAGGCCCUGACGCGGCAGCGCCUGCUGGCGACCGCGCAGCGGCAGGAGCAGGACGCGCAGCGCGGGCGCGCGGCGCGAGCCCCCGGCGUGGGUGGCGCCGCAGGCACAGGCAUCGGCGCCGGCGGCUCAGCGCCCGCCAGUCCGUUGUCUCUAUUCCAGCCCCACAGCGCGGAGCCCUAUCAGCUUCACGCGGGGCAGGACGCAGUGGCGCCGCGCGCGCUGGGCCUAGCCUGGAGCGCCUCGCCGGGCGUGGUCGCCGCCGCGGCAGCGGCGGCGGCCGCCGCCGCCGCCAGCGCCGCCGCCAAGGCUGAGGGCAUCAGCGCCAGUGCCGCCGCCUGGCCCACGUCUUCCCUGCCAGGCACGCCGGACGCAGGCGGCGCCGGGCUGCGGCCGUGGUCACCUGCGACGCGACUGGUGAGUGUGACCAGCGUCGGCGCCUGGUCGGUGGACGCGCCGCCCUCUCCCGACAGCCGCUUGGGCGGAGGCAGCAGCUACAUGGCUGUGGAGGGGGCCACAACAGCGACAGGAGAGGCUGCAGGGGCGGCGGGGCAAGGUGGCAAGGGUACGGCGGGUGCUGUGCGCGCCGCCGCAGCGGGUCACGUGCCGCCCGGCUCCGCGCCUGUUGGUGGUGCUGGUGGGGGGAAGACCACGGCGGCGGGCGGUAGCAGAGGCAGGGCGCCCGCAUGGGCUGCUCCGGCGAUGGGUGGCAGGCCCGCAACCUCCCCAGCCUGCGCGGCGCAGGCGCCAGGGUCUCCGUCGCGGCACGGCGGCCGCCUGGCCACCAAGCACACCUCCGCGGCGGAUGCGGCAGUGCUCGCGUCGGAGCACGCGGCGGCGGCGCGGGCGCACCUGCCGCCGUCGGUGCGGCGCGGCUACGGCGGCGCGCUCACGCCGCAGACGGUGGCGGACUGGGAGACGCUGACGGAGCCCAACCGGCGCAUGAUGCAGGCCAUUGACAACGUCACCAACCUCGUCAGCCGGCCGCCGCGCAGCCCCGUUGCCAAGGCGGCCAGGGCGGGCGGCGGCAGCGGCCCUGGCACGGGCGCGGGCGCUGGAGCUGGCGGUUCGGAUGACAGCAGCGGCAGCCCAAGGAGCGGUGGCUUCGGGUUGCACACAACGGCGCGCGCGCGGCGGCGCUACGUGCGCUACUCCACAGACAUCUUCCCCGAGCUGGGUCUGUCAGGCGCCUCCGCGGCCUCGCUCUCAUACGUGACCAGCAGUGUGACCGCCGCCGCAGCAGCUGCCGCCAGCGGCGGCUCCCAGAUCCUACUGCCUGCAUCACCCUCGUCACCCACGCCAUCCGGGCAGGCGGGGCCGGAGCAUGGCGCGCUCCUUCAUGGACCCCAAUCGCAUCAACCGAUGCCACACCUGCACCACAAUCCAUACGCCAAUCCGGCGCUCGUGCAGUCCGGCACGCACGCCGAGGUGGCGGGCUAUGGCGGCGGCGGCUUUGGCCGGCUGGAACGGGAGGGCAGUGGCGGCGGUGAUGGCGGUGGCGGCGGCGGCGUUGAUUCGGAGCCCUCGGCCGCGGGAUCGGCUGGCAGCAGUGGCAGCGGCCGCGAGCGCCACCACUACUACGCCUCGGCGCCGCCGCCGUCAGCAGCGGCGGCGGCGGGCUCGGGCUGGGCGCCGCACGCGGGGCCGCGGUCGCCUGGUGGCGUGAGCCGGGCGGUGCACCUGCAUCCGCUGCCCACGCCAGCGGCGGCCGUAGCCGCGGUGGCGGCGGCCGGCGGUGCCGUCGCUGCUGCUGCGGCGUCGCUGCCGCAAUGGGUGGACACCUCGGCUGCUGCGGUGUCCCGGCCGGGCGCAACGGCGGGGUCGGGCUCCCCGCACAGCCGCGGGUCCACGGCCGCGACCUCGCCGUCAGGCGCACACGGUGGCGGCGGCAGCGGCGCCGGCGAGGACGACGGGCUGUCCAGCGCUUCUUCCGCCUCCUUCGCCGCCUUCCCACAGGCGGGCAGCCCAGCCACCUCGCCCUCGGCCGGCGCCGCCGCCGCCGCCCACCGUCACCGCGCGCCGCACGGCGCGCCUGCGACGGCUAUCGGCGGCGCGGGCCUGACCGGACAGGGGCUUGGGCUGGGGCUGGAACUGGGAGCCCGGGGCGUGGCACUACACGGCAAGUCCACAGCGGUGGUCCUGUCGUCUGACGGUGUUGCUGCGGUUGCGGAGGCCGCGACAGCUCACGCCACCUUCAACUUCCCGCACACGCUGGGCGGCGCCUCGCCGCGCGCCGGGGACGCGCUGGGCGCCGGAACCCAUCACUACCUACACGCGCACGCGGCGGCGGGCGGCGGCCGGCGCCAGCCGGCGCACGCUCCUGCUUCUUCCGCGGCUGCCGCUACCGCCAACAGUCAGCACGGCAUGCAGCACGAGCACUCGUUUACGGACGGGCUGCCCCUGCAGUCCGACUCCUCCCACUCCGCUGACGCCAAGCCGCGUGACCCGCAUACGCCCGCACACGGCGACGCCGUGCCACACGCCCACCCCGACCUCGACGACCCCUCCCACGACCUCCACACCCUGGCUGACGUGCACCUCACCACCAGCCUCCGCAGCGGCAGUAGCAGCAGCCGCCGCCAGGCAGCCGGCGUGUCAGGCCUGGAGCUACAGCCUGCGGUAGAGCUGCAGCAGCGCGACGUGGCUCCGCUACGGCCCUACCCGGACCAGCUACUGCCGCUGCAGCAGCAGCAGCAGCAGCAGCAGCAGGCGCCGGCGGCGGGUGCCUCCUACGCCUCGUCUUCCAUGCCGCCGUCCCUGGAGCCAUCUUUCAGCGGGCUGCAGGGCGUCGGCGCGAGCGGCAGCGCCGGCGGCAGCGGUGCUGCUGGCGGGAAUCCACGCGGCGGCGCUACCGGUGCGACGGCGGCCGCAGCGGGCGAGGACAGGGCGCCAGAUGAAGGGGAGGCGCAGGACACAGUCGGGGAGCUGCCGACAGGAUUUGCAUCCAGGGCCGAUAGCGCCGCCAUGCCCGACGGCGCCGACGGGCCCUCCUACACAGCGGCAGGCUCGGCAGGCGGUGACGCCGCGGCACGGCCCCAACUGGGUCGACAGCUGUCAAUCCAGUCCCGACAGGGGUCCAUCUCGGGGCCACACCGCCUGUCCCGCAGCUCCUCUACCGCCGCCGCCGCCACCGCCAGUGGCGGCACGAGUGGCGGCGGCGGCGGCUACGGGUUCUUCGGGUCCAGCGGUAGCAUCCGACGCCGCGCCGGCGCGCCGCUCGACAAUUCCGCCUCGCAAUCGGCUGAGCACUCGGCCUCUAUCGCCGACCGCGCACCUGCCGAUGCCGACGCACCGUUCGCAGCCGCCGCCACCGACGCCACCUCAGCCGCCGACGCCGACGCCGAUGACGUGGUGGCGGCGGCGCCCGCCUCGCCGACGCCCGCGGCGCCGCAGGGCCCGGUGCUGACGCCGGGCGCGGGCUACCGCGUGGUGACGUCAGUGGCGGCGGCGGGCCUGGAGGAGGCCCUGGACCCGCGGCAGGCGGCGCGGCAGGCGGCCACCGCCGAGCUGGAUGCAAUGCUGGAGCGCGGGGCGGACUACGAGAGCAAAGUCAAGGCUGCAAGUCGCGCCACCAAGGCGCUCGCGCGGGCUCCGGGCGCCGCCGGCCCGGCCGCCGGCGCGCCGUCCUCCCCAACGAGCCCGCACCUGGCUAUGAAGGUGCUACAGCCGCGCAGCUCGGCGGACAUGGCAGUAGCAGCUGGAGGGGGCGGGCUGGAGGUGCUGGCGGCUCCAGUGCCCGCUGCGGCAGAGAUGGAGGCAAUGAGGGCGGCCGCGCGGGUGACUGUGGCCGCUCCACCCGUGUCGCUGGCGAACCGCAUCAGCCCACAGAUGACGGCGCCGCUGCCGGCCGCCGCGCCGCUCAGCCCAGGCCGCCGCACACCGGGCGGCGCACCCUCCUCCCCCGAGCGCGGGCGGGUGCCGCGGCCCGCCAACUACCAGCACGUGCAGGCAGCCACGGAGUCGGGCCGUACGGCACACAUGCAAGAUGUGUGGGCGUCGUAGUCUCGUAGAUCGAUGGGUGGCGGCUGGGAGCUGGGUACAUGACAUGUGCGGGGCAAGAGGUGGCCAACGUUGACGGUUUGGUGUGUGUGCAUGGGGUGUGGGGCCAAUGCCAGAUGAACUUAUGGAUCCGGGGAUAGGCUGGGUGGUGGUUAAUGGGUGGUUGUGUCAGCCGUGACUGUCGUUGUCAAGCUCGUGUUUUAGACGUUCUGUAUGAGCCAUAUUCAUCACGUUGUCGUACUUUUGCUCCCGUUACAAUAGGGUAUCGCAUUAUUAUCACUGCCUCUAGCCGUUUGAAACGCCUCGGUCUCUGUAGACAUAUGACGUCAAAGGCUCAGAUCUUGAACAUCCGGUGCCGGAAAGGCAUUGCAAGCACUGCGCAUCCGCCGCAUGUGCCGCGUCUGGCUGCGCUGCGGGGCCCCAAUGGGUCGAAUCAUAUGCACUGUUACGAGUAUUUACU